GGAUGUAUCAUGAAACAAAUUGUUGCCAUCAGACUAAAUAAUGGAUUGAUGGUGGAUUGAACGAGAAACACACAGCGCGCUAUCUAGACCACUUAAUUAAAUGCCCAGAGUAACAAUAUAACGUUGCUCCGGGUUAGUGUUUAUCGUGUUGGGGUUACUAUCAGGCAUGUCUGAAUUUUGAAUGAGGUGCUCUGACUGUCACUCAUCCUGUGACAUCUCGUCGUGUUCCUGCACUCCGUGGCCGCUGAUUGGAUCUUAUGGCUACGGGGAGGGCUUUUUCCCAGCUCGGGCUGUCAGAUUGGCAAAUUGAGGAUCGAGUCGUUGUAGCUGCAGGUAGGGAGGACGGGAUAAAGCGAGAACAUCAAACAAAUCUGAAAAACGAGAAGGCUGCCUUUUAAUUUUUACAUUGUUAUUUUAUAGAAGUGGAAAACAAGGACCCGUUUCCGAAGAGAAAAUCAUCAUUCAAGCAGAGUCAAGAGGAAAACCUCGGAGCACGGGAAAUACCAGUGUGCAAGAGUUAAUGUUUUUUGUGGAAGGGGGUGGGCACGGGUUUUCUCAAGAACUUAAAAAGGACCCCGUCUGCCUGCUAACCGACCCACCAAGAAGCAAGCAUGAAACCUUUGAAAAGGGCCCGGGAAGAGGAGCGCGUCCGGGAGCCCGAGUUCUCGGUGAUGUCGGACAGUGACCCGUGCGAGGAUGAGGUGGGCAGCAGCUUCCCCUUGGACCUGUCGGGCGGCUCGGGCAAGAGGCGUCGCCGUGGAAACCUGCCCAAGAAGGCGGUGCAGGUCCUACGAGACUGGCUGUACGACCAUCGUUUCAACGCCUACCCCUCUGAGCAGGAGAAACUGAGCUUGUCCGGGCAGACCGGCCUCUCUGUGCUGCAGAUCUGUAAUUGGUUUAUCAAUGCGCGGCGCCGUCUGCUUCCGGACAUGCUCAGACGGGACGGCAAGGACCCAAACCAGUUCACCAUCUCGCGGCGGGGGGCCAAGAUCACAGAGCCCAGGAUGGGAGGUGGACCCAGCUCUCCGGAAACAAGCCCGGCCCUCCUAGCUGCACUGCGCCCGUCUGUCAUUCAGCCUGCCCCUUACCUGGACCUCAAUAUUCUAGGGAACACAGCGACGGCCAUCUUGAGCGCGGCAAACUUCUCCACUGCGCCCGCCAUCUUGAGCAGGGCGAACCAGCUGAGCACGGUAACUGUAUUGAGCAAGACGGGCUCCUCUUCCGACUCAGCAGCCAUCUUAGGCAGGGCAGACUCUGUGAGCCCGACCGGAGGACUGUUUAACACGCCACCCCCUACGCCUCCGGAGGUGUGUCUGCAGGACUUCAGCGACUUUCGGUUACUGGUAGAGGUAGCCCUGCAGCGUGCGGCUGAGCUGGAUAACCAACGGCAGAGUGGGCCAGGGAUGGUCAGUGCCAAGAGUGAAGCGAGCAAGGCAGUGACGAGUGAGCAGAGUAAGAUUAUGGACAGUGAUGACAAGGAGACAGUCCAAAGUAUUAACGUGCCAGCUAUCCAAGGAAUUGAACCAGUAAGUGGAUCUCUAGCUGUGGAGAAGAGCGCUGCUAGUGUGCAACACGCCCAGAAUGUCCACUUGGUGAAUGGCGUGAGGGUUGAUGAGAAGAGGCUGAAUGCCCAGGAGACGGUUGUUCGCGGGGUCUAUGAGCCGAGUGUCUGGACUAUUCACACACAGAGGUUUGUUCACUCGGAGAGCAUCCAGAGUGUUCCGGCACAAAGUUCUGUUGCAUGUGCAUGGAGCUCCCAGCACACUCGCACCGUGCGUGAAGCUGUGAACUAGGGCACGGGACCAUCGAGAAACCUGUUGCCAAGCUUGCUGUCUGCUGCUUACACUACUUUUUUAUAUAUUAAAAAACAAACAAAAGGAAGGAACACUGAAUGUCUCAUCAGUAGAAAUGAUAACUGGAGAAAGUCAAUUGCUGGUACUUAAUGUGCAUCACAGAUUGUUUGAAAUGCUGUUGGAAAUGUGGUGUCUUCCAAAAAAAAAAAAAAAAAAACUGUACUCUGGAGUUAAAAGCAGACCAGGCCUCCACAUUUUCUUUUUAAUCGGUGCAGCAGAUACUGUGAACUGUUUAGAGGUGUUAUGUGAGUUUACAAUACAUCAGGGCUUUUUAAAGAACUAAUUUUAGGGACAGGAUUCUUUCGAGUUUCUUGAAACUCUCAUUCCAAAGGUAUUCUGCGAGUUACGUUAUGGGGAUGGAUAUCGUUUAAACAUAUAUGUGUGUUUUUUUUUUUGUGGAAAUAGGAAUACCAAUGAACAGUAGUUUUGAGUCAUUCCAAGUUAAAUUUCUGCAGCCUCAAAGCAAAAUGACAAACUGGGGAGGUGUAAAAUGUAUUAUUUUAGUUCUUUCGCCAAAUAGUUACCACCUCUUAUGUUGGUGUUGUGAAGGUCGGACACGCAGUCAUUCUGAAUUAUCAGAUAUCCAAUGAAAGUUUCUUUUAAAUCUAUCAGUGUAGCAGAUAUUGCCUGCAAUCAUGCGCAUAGCAAAAGCUGGUCUCAGAAUCGGGUAUGCAGGAAAACGCAUGGAUUUGAGUGUUUUCAGGUGUGUAUAAAGUAGGCUGCAGUGUCACUAAAUAAUUAUUUGAAACCCACAGUUAAGAGUAAAAAUUCAAAAAGCUUCAGGUUAUUCCAUAAGUUUACCCUUUCUUGCACCAUGUGCUAAAUGCAUUGACUUGUAUAGUUUGUGUGUGCAUGGAGUGUAACAGCCAUUCACUGGAGCUGCUUUAGCCAGCCUUAUAAUAAUGAAACUGAGACAGUGUUGUGGGAUAUUGCAUGGUGGGUAAGGAGGCUGCAGUUCUAAUCAUGCUUCUGUACGUCCAUUUAUCUUGUGAUUAUCUGUCUUGCUGUCGGAACAGAGAAGUUGAAAAUUAAGUUUAAGGGUUGAGUUGUUUUAUGUGCACCAUGUAUUAAAUUUUGUUUUUUCAUUUUAAGUUCUAUGUUUAGUAGCCAGACACAAACUGUGCACCUGCUGUUAAAUGUGUGUUCAUUUCUACGAUUGAUGCCUACGUGAAAAGGCUACAGGGCCCAUUUCAACUUGACCUCUCCUGUGCAUCUAAAAGAGUGGGCUGUAAUAUCCUGUUUUCAUGUGACCAAAAAAAUACAUGUAAAGGGACACUGCAGUUUGAUUCUUUUGCAUUUUUAUACUUUACUGGUGGUUGUGCCUUUCUGAAUUGGAGGUCACCUUUUUGAACAAGCUGUUGAAUAGUGCAAUAUAGUGAGGAGAUAGACUUCAUGAAAUUCCACUUUUGUAGCCUUAAGUAUGUGAAUUUUUUUCAUACAUGUAACAAAUAAAAUUUAAAUUCUUAAUUUGUAUGUUUCU
Molecule: messenger RNA, 3333 nt
Organism: Polyodon spathula (Mississippi paddlefish)
Lineage: Eukaryota; Metazoa; Chordata; Actinopteri; Acipenseriformes; Polyodontidae
Product: homeobox protein TGIF2-like
Exons: 3
Coding region: 612-1793 (393 amino acids)
Biological process (GO): regulation of transcription by RNA polymerase II
Molecular function (GO): DNA-binding transcription factor activity, RNA polymerase II-specific; RNA polymerase II cis-regulatory region sequence-specific DNA binding
Source: RefSeq, a predicted model, not a curated record